Messenger RNA from Megalobrama amblycephala (Wuchang bream), 4982 nucleotides. RefSeq names its product adducin 1 (alpha) (gene add1). The coding region runs from base 217 to 2808 and encodes 863 amino acids. Lineage: Eukaryota; Metazoa; Chordata; Actinopteri; Cypriniformes; Xenocyprididae. The transcript is spliced from 18 exons. Gene Ontology annotation, biological process: barbed-end actin filament capping; positive regulation of adherens junction organization; positive regulation of establishment of endothelial barrier. The record is from RefSeq and is a predicted model, not a curated record. Gene Ontology annotation, cellular component: postsynaptic density; adherens junction; focal adhesion. Gene Ontology annotation, molecular function: actin filament binding.
CGGAACGUCGAGUGACGCUGGCCAAUCAGAAGCCUCUCCACCUCAGCGAGUCCAGAGCGCCGCGCCCCAGUCUGAGACGCGCACCGACAGAAACAAACGGUUGCAGAAAGAAAUACUGGACACAAUCCCGGUCCCGGAGAAAACCUCGAGCUCCCCGCCUGUCCCCGAGCCGCUGUGAUUCCAGCCGCACAUUUAGACCCAACAGAAGCGUGUGUGAUGAACGGAGACUCAGGUGCAGGGGUGGUGACGGCCCCCCCUCCCACCAACCCCCCUCAUAAGGAGCGUUAUUUCGACCGUGUGGACGAGAGCAGCCCGGAGUACCAGAGAGAGAGGAACAUGGCGCCGGACCUGCGGCAGGACUUCAACAUGAUGGAGCAGCGGAAGAGAGUGUCCAUGAUCCUACAGAGUCCAGCGUUCUGUGAUGAGCUGGAGUCUCUGAUCCAGGAUCAGAUGAAGAAGGGAAAAACUCCCACCAGUUUGCUUGCCCUGCAGCAGAUUGCUGACUUCAUGACCACCAGCGUCCCCACCAUGUACCCCGCCGCCCCGCAGGGAGGCAUGGCUGCCCUUAACAUGAGUUUGGGGAUGGUGACUCCAGUGAAUGACCUGAGAGGUUCAGACUCCAUCGCUUAUGAUAAGGGAGAGAAGCUCUUGCGCUGUAAACUCGCCGCAUUUUACCGGCUUGCCGACCUUUUCGGCUGGUCUCAGCUCAUCUACAACCACCUGACUGUCCGGCUGAACUCUGAACAGGAGCGUUUCCUGAUUGUCCCUUUUGGUCUUCUGUACAGUGAAGUCACUGCCUCCAGUCUGGUGAAGAUCAACCUGCAGGGUGAGAUCGUAGACCGCGGCAGCACUAAUCUGGGCGUAAAUCAGGCUGGAUUCACCCUCCACUCUGCCAUCUACGCUGCUCGGCCUGACAUCAAGUGCAUAGUGCAUAUUCACACGCCCGCUGGCGCCGCGGUGUCUGCUAUGAAAUGUGGUCUUCUGCCCAUUUCACCUGAGGCUCUGGCGCUGGGCGAGGUGGCGUACCACGAUUACCAUGGUAUCCUGGUGGACGAAGAGGAGAAUGUCCUCAUACAGAAGAACCUGGGUCCCAAGAGCAAGGUGUUGAUUUUGAGGAAUCAUGGUCUUGUGUCUGUUGGAGAAACAGUUGAAGAGGCGUUUUACUACAUUCACAACCUGGUCACAGCCUGUGAGAUUCAGGUCCGCACCCUCGCCAGUGCGGGCGGUCCUGAUAACCUGGUUAUGUUGGACCCAGGCAAGUAUAAAUCCCGCCCACGCCACCUGGAGCCGGUUGGAGACGGGUCGAGCUCGCACCCGAAGUGGCAGAUCGGGGAGCAGGAGUUUGAGGCCUUGAUGAGGAUGCUGGAUAAUCUGGGCUACAGGACUGGUUAUCCGUACCGUUGCCCGGCGCUGCGUGAUAAAGCUAAAAAGUACAGUGACGUUGAGAUUCCCCCUUCAGCCACGGGCUACUCAUACGCAGAGGACAGUGACUCGGGUGCGCGCUCCCCGUUAAAGCACAGCUUUCAGCGGCAGCAGCGGGAUAAGACCCGCUGGCUAGCCUCUGGGCGGCCCGACGAAUCGGCAGAGGAAGGGCAGGACGGCAGCGGUAGCCCCAAGGCGAAGACUAAGGUGUGGACGAACAUAACACACGAUCACGUGAAACCCUUGCUGCAGUCUCUCUCGUCCGGUGUCUGCGUGCCAAGCUGUAUUACCAACUGCUUGUGGACUAAGGAGGACAGUCUCCGACAGGCUGCUGUGGCCAAUCAGUUUGUCCCGAUGAACACCAACCCCAAAGAGGUCCAAGAGAUGCGCAACAAGAUCCGUGAGCAGAAUCUGCAGGACAAAAAGACGGCAGGUCCUCAGUCGCAGGUGCUCACAGGUUCCAUGGUGGACCGCUCGUUCGUCCAGAGAGUGACUAUAUGGCACGAUGCUCCUCUCUCUGACUGUACGGACUCUAUUGAUGGCAUUGACACUUCAGAGAGCUUUAGUCCUUCUAGGUCUAUUCGAAAGGGGGAGCUAGUGACCGCAUCUAAAGCCAUCAUCGAGAAGGAGUACCAGCCGCGGGUCAUCGUCAGUAAAACUGGACCAAACCCCUUCAACAAGUUCACAGACCAGGAUCUGGAGGAGUAUCGCAAGGAAGUGGAGCUCAAGCAGAAAGGCCCAGAAGCACAGGUGGAAGAGUCGGCCUCGACUCCUGAAGGAGUCCAGACUCCUGGUGCUCCAGACGUCACUUCCGCGCAGGAGGAUCCGCGGCCCACCGCGACCCCGCCACCCUCCAUAAUCCCCAGCCGCGGCACUGAAUCUGGCCGCGCGUCGGGUCACGACAGCCCGGCGGAUCCUCAAGAAUCCCCUCAUAAGGAGUUUCACUCCGCAGUUCUGAAAGCUCUGGGCUGUGACGCGGAGCCUGAACGAGACGGGCCGCCUGCAGGUCAGACAGCGGAGGUUGAAGAGGGGCAGGUUCCCAGCGCCACCUGCACUCCCCCGAGCUCACCUGUGCGUGUGGAGGAAGAGGCACAACAGGAACAGACGUUCAAAGACGAUAGUGACGCCGCCACUUUAAGACAGACCCUCCCCGAUCUGACCCCCGACGAAGCCUCAGAAGUCGCCGCCCUCCCUGCAGAAGAGCCCGCCCCUGAACAGACAGACUCCGCCCCUCAGCCGGAGGGGGAGGAGCCUGUCGCAGGGGACGAUGCGGCUGGUGACCACGGCAGUGAUGAAUCACCAAACAAAUCCCCUUCAAAGAAGAAGAAAAAGUUUCGCACCCCGUCUUUCCUGAAGAAAAACAAAAAGAAGUCUGAAACCCAGUGAGGAAGCUUGGCAAUACCUUUCUUUUAAAUCGAUUUGUUUUUGUACUGUGUUCACAUUUAGUGUGUCGAUCUUUUUAUUACAUUUUUAUUCUUUUAACAGUUCUUUAUAAAUGCUGGCUGAAGUGCACUUUAAGUGCGGCUUGUUAAGCAUGAACAUCAGUCAUCUCUGUUUUUAUAAAGAAAAAUCUGAAUAUGAAUAACCACUAUAAUGUAUCGGGAAUGUAAAUGAACUCAAGUUAAAGUUCCUCCUGGUGUUAAAUUAAGAUCUUUACUCCGCUGCAUGUUUAUGGCUUUUCAAAUCAUGACUAUAAACAUCUCAAACAAAAUAUGACCUGGAGUGAAAUGCCUCAUAUAAUCAUGAAAUCGUUUCAAGCAAUCGGGUUCACAAGAGUGUAAAACAUGCUUACGAUAAUAUUCUGAUCAGCUAAAGUUUGUUUUUGGAUGGAAAUCGACUCAUUGACUGAAUUUUUGAAAUGGACAUUAGUGCGAGCAUUGGUCGAAUCUCACAAAACCUGUACAAACAAAUCAAAAUGUUUUGCUUUGUGACAUUUUCAUAAGAAAUAAUCACAUUCCCUACCAAUUUUCUUUAAUUCACAAUUGAAAUCAAGGACAGUUGGAGUCAAAAUGUGUGCAAUUGCUUUGAAAAUUGUUAUAAUUUUUUAUGCAAAAUAUAAUUUACUUUUUUUUUUUUUUUUUAAAUUUUGGGAUGAAAUGUGAAUGUUUUGUGAGAUUCGCCCUACAAAGAUGCGUUUCUGUAGCUUUACAUGUCUAAACACAAAACACUUUUCGUCCUUGUGAAGGUUUGUUUUAAAACUAGCUGUGACUUUCAUCCUGCAGUAAUAUGAAUGACAUACGUUUGCUUUUGCUUUUAUAUAUAUAUUUUGUAGUUAUUUUUAGCUGUAGUUUAUAUAGUUUCUACGGAUCCACACAUGACAUGCAGGGGAAAAAAUAUGAUAAAAAUACUAAUACAUCAACAUGUUUUAUUAAUUCAUUUUCUCAUUUUAAGUAAAUCAUGCUCACUAUAUAAUAACAUAUGGCCAUGUUUUAAUAAUUAUCGUUCCCUUGUUUUAGUUAAAUCAAAACGUGAGGAUGAAUUCUUAAUUGGUUUCAUGCCAUAUUUUUGUCCACAUGUCAUGUGCGGCUCCGUAAGUUUCAUUCAAAACACGUCAAGUAACUUGACAUCACUGUUGUAACUUUGACACUAUUAUUUCUUAUUAAAGUUUCAAACAGCCGCUGAUGAUGAUGAUAUAUGCGUGCUCUGGAUUGGUUUAUUGAUGAACACACUCCUGCGGUGUGUGUCUCUAGUAACACUGUGAAAGUUUUCACUCAACCAUCCCUGAAUAACCACUGCUAACAUGCUUCAAGAUGGACGUCUAAAUAGUGAAUCUCACAAAGAAACGUCCACUUCAUAUUUCAACACAAAUUUAAAAGAGAAAAGCAUUAUUUUGCAUACAGAAAAUUAUCUAUUUUUAAGAUUUUCUUUGCACAUUUGAUCCCGAAAUCCUCAUAACCAUAAUGCAAAAAAAUCCUCAUUACUGUAAUACAAAAGAUUGGUUGUUUAUUAAAAUUAGUGCAACAGAUACUUCCAUUAUGUGUACUUACAAACACUUUUUCUCUGUAUUUCAGUAAUGACAAUUUUUUUUCAUAAUAACAUUUUUUUAAUUCUGUUUUGAGUUGAAUUAUGACUUGUGUACGUUUCUUUGCAGUUUUCCUGAGAUUCAUCUGUUCUUGAAUACUAACCUGUGCAGUAUGAACAAUUCUCUAAUAACACAUGACUCUUUAAAGGCAGAAAAGAGUGAAAUACUAACAAUGUUUAAUUUUGAUGGUGCAAAACAGCUUUUUGGAUUCUGGACCAAUGUGAAGCGGCAGUGCAGUUUGUUUUAGACACUAAAGUCUGAAUAUAACAUGAGAGUUUGCUGAAGGACCGCACGGCAUUAUGGGCUUUAGCUUGUGUUGUUUGUCCUUUGCACUUUUCUGUUGAUGUUCUUCUCAGCCCUUCUGUUGAUAACAUUACUAAUUAUUAAACAUUAUUUCAUUUCCAGUUUCUGUUGAAUGUUUAAAUGCUGUCUUUUCAAGAGCAAUUGUAUGUAAUACAAUAUAAAAACACAAUACUUUUUUUUUUCAUGGUACUGUUUAUUUUGCAACCAUGAAUAAAACUCCAUCUUUAAAAACAGC